GUAGGUACCCUUAGUUGGAAUCCGACCACUGUACUGGAUGGUUUGGCGCGUCGAGGGUUCUUGAUGAUUUUCCUUCUCCUUUCUUGAUAGUUCUGUAACAACACAAACGCGUUUUCCUUGUAAACAGACAACAAAGUAUGGCGACCGGAAAUCUCUUUGAUAUAUUAUCCUCGACGUCAAACAUUUAAAUUCACUGAUAUCGACGUGCUCUUUACCCUACAAACAUUCAAACAUUGUAACCGUUACAAGAAUUUCCCGCGCUACGUUAUAUAUUUUAUGUACGCGUUCAAGCACGCAGGAGAGAUUGAAAUUCUCUGCACUCUCGUUGCGCAUGGGAUUCUCUCCUCGUGUAUUUGUUUUUCGCGGUCAUUAUUUUCCUAUCCUACUAAAUUUAUUGUGCUACUGUCUACUGGCAACACUGGAAGAUACCGGGAAGCUUGGAAAACAAGAGAAAUACAAUUCGACGUUCGGCAAAUCGUCAAAGAAGCUCGACUAAAGAGUAACAAUAGGAUACAUGAGGCAGAUCGUAAUGAAUUAUGGGAAGUGUUUGUGAAGAGUUUUACUCGGUGCUAUAAUGAUUGUGCUCGGAUAAGUCAUUGCUGGAAGGUCUAGCUGUAUCACGCGCGAAGAGUCCUCGAGGAUUGCGUCGUUGCUCGGCCAGGUCCUUCAAGGAUGGAAUUAAUACCGGGUGGAGUUCUUCUACCAGCUAAAGUCGUGGAUAUAUCCUCGUACCAUUCAACAUUUUAUUCUCCACCACCGACUGAAGCCUCACGAUCCGGAUAUGACUCGAGCAGCGGUGACGAUUCCGAGAGCGAGAACUCCUCUUUGGCGCAGAUAAGUAAUCAGAGUCAAAAUCUCGGAAGUAACUCGGGACAGGGACAGGGGAAACAUAUAAACAAAGGUCGCUGGACGAAGGAAGAGGAUGCUCUGUUGAAGCAACUGGUGAGCAGCGCUGAUCAGCUUGGAUCUGGAUUAAGGUGGGACGCCGUAGCAGCCCACUUUCCAGACAGGAGCGAUGUGCAGUGCCAACAAAGAUGGGCCAAAGUUGUGAAUCCCGAGUUGGUCAAGGGUCCUUGGACUAAGGAGGAAGACGAGAAGGUUGUGGAACUCGUGGAAAAAUACGGACCCAAAAAGUGGACACUUAUAGCCAGACAUUUAAAGGGUCGAAUCGGUAAACAGUGCCGUGAAAGAUGGCACAAUCAUCUGAAUCCUGGUAUAAAGAAAAGCGCCUGGACCGAAGCGGAGGACAGGAUCAUCGUCGAGGCGCAUCGUCGGGUAGGGAACCAAUGGGCAAAAAUUGCCAAGCUUCUCCCGGGUAGAACCGACAAUGCCAUUAAGAAUCAUUGGAACAGUACUAUGAGGCGGAAAUACGAAGCUGAGGAAGGUAGAACGACCGGAAGUACAAGAGGCAGAGGUAGAAGAAAAGCCAUGGAAACGGUAUCCGCUUCGAAAAAGGAACAGCCUGUACAAAAUGAUGAAAAUUCCGGUCAAGGUAUACCGUGCGUCACUGGUAACAGCAGUUCUACCUUGACGGCUGUAAGCGCCACUCAGGAACUUGAUAUCGAGCAAUUGGAUUGGACUAAGGCGUGGGGUCAAUCGCAAGAGGAACAGAUACAGCGACAACAAACUCGACAACAGCAACAUGGGGGUACCCAAUUUCAGAAUUUGAUCGAGAUUGCUGAACGUAUUGUCAGUACGGACACUCAGUUAGAAUCACCACUCAGGAGUGGAUUGGUUGAUGACAAGAAUGUGGACGUAUCGCCCUUCUCCAAUGACAUUUUUAGGUACUUUGAUUUGGAAAUUCCACAUGAGGUAGCCACAUCCAGGAAUUCGGACAUUCGAUUACUACCAAUGCCGGAUUUGGAGGAAAUGGCAGCCAACCGGAAGAAAAAAGUUAGUCCUCCGUUGAUACUACGUAGACGUAGAUCGAUCCAUCAUCAUCAUCACCAUCAUCAUCAUCAACAGCAUCAAGAACAGCAGGUGAAGGAGGAGGAGGAGGAGGAGGAGGGGGAACACGAGGACGUGGAACAGACGACGGAUCCUGUCGAAAACAAUGAAAAUCAAUCUGAUUAUCUCAUGGUGCAUCAAUCCGUCGGAACCACAGCGCCAUCUACUCCAAUAAAGCAGCUUCCAUUUAGUCCCUCGCAGUUUCUCAAUAGUCUCAGUCCAGAGACAUCCUGGCCCAGGGCGAGUACUCCCAAGGGAAGUCCAGGACCACUUACAACGCCCCAACCGACGGGUUUGCGAAGGAAUCAAACAGAUGGCAAUACACCGAGGACGCCGACACCUUUCAAAAAUGCUCUGGCGGAGCUAGAGCGGCGUAGCGGUGCAGCGACGCAACUACCAGCUACACCAAGUCGUCUGGAUGCUUUGACUGAGAUAAUCAAGCAGGAGACUGAUAGGGAAAGUCUUGCGAGUAGCAGUAUCCUCCAGGAUUCCGGAUAUGGAACAGGAAGAAGACGCGGAAAAGAAAAUGGCAUAUCCGGAGGUAAAAGGGCACGGAAGGCUCUUUGUCAGUCCUGGGCCAAUUCUCAGGACGCUUCGGAUAUUAAUUUUGCCGUUGAGACACCGAGUAAGAGUCUGGACACCUCAGUGCUGUUCUCGCCGGCAUCGAUGGCCCUGGAGGACAGUUUCCUGACGGCAGGGACGAGUCCUGUGAAGAUUUCCCACGACUUUGCAUCCGUACAUCGGCGAACAAACGCGAAGAGGGCAAUCUUAUUCGAAACUCUCGACAACUUCUGUAACUUUGGCACCUCGCCACUUAGGCGUCCGAAACGUACCAAGCAUCUCCUCGAAGAAGAGUGGUUGACCGUAGCUUGUGGCAGGACUCCGGAUCAAAUAGAGAUGACCAGGGCUGCCCGACAUUAUCUCAGCAUCAAUGGAGUUCUCACAGACCGAACGCGUACCCUUAACUUCUGAGAGGAAGAUAUCAAAAGUUUCUACUGCAAAGAUGUUCAAUCCUGACAGUGUGUUCUGGAUAUAAGGUUACUAAUUGGUAAUACGUUGUCCAUAUGAAAUUGUGUCCUACUUUGAUAAUGUAGUGCGCACUGUUGUGUUGAGUGGAGAGAAACAAGUCAACUAGUCAGAGACUCGAAUUGAAAACGGGUUAAGAGAAGAACAAGUGGCGUUAGGGUUGGGGUUUACGUCUAUCGUUUUCUACUAUUAUUAUAUGCAUUCUUAGUACACCCAGCGAGAGGGAACUCAAUAACGAAUGCUACUGUAUCGAAGGAAUUUUGGAAAACGAGAGCCAAAAAUAGUAGAGCUAGGUGAUUUUGUAGAGAAAUCGGUGAACGAUCAGUGGAGUAUUACGAGUCUUCGUGUUCCUGGGGAAUAGAAAGAACUUGAAUGUGCCAGUUUCGCGUUCCUGAACCGUCUUGAUGGGACAUUUCCUUCCUCUGAUCUUUCCAUGCCAUGAGACACCGUGCAGCGAUUUUGUGUGUCAUUGCUGAAGGUGUUCAUCUGGAUAGACUAUAGUGGGAUGGCUUCUUCUGAUUAGAGUAUCUGUCACCAAAUGGAGGAUGUCAGCCAUGUCGUGACGCUUUUUGUACGUAUAUGCGUAUGUUUUUCUUUUCUCUCUUUUGUAUCGACACACUAAUAAAGAAGAGGAAACGACGAACGAAAGAAAGUGAAGAAACUAUAGCCGGUUUAUUUGAUAGAAUAUUAUAUUAUAAUAUAAAACAUUAUUGCGGCCGUUAUGUACAAAGAGCCUUUUUUUGUAAUUUGUAUUUAGUUUACAAGUGAACAAUAAAGUGAUAAAGAUCACACGUAAUAAA
Molecule: messenger RNA, 3773 nt
Organism: Cephus cinctus (wheat stem sawfly)
Lineage: Eukaryota; Metazoa; Arthropoda; Insecta; Hymenoptera; Cephidae
Gene: Myb
Product: transcriptional activator Myb
Exons: 10
Coding region: 673-2919 (748 amino acids)
Biological process (GO): regulation of DNA-templated transcription
Cellular component (GO): nucleus
Molecular function (GO): RNA polymerase II cis-regulatory region sequence-specific DNA binding; DNA-binding transcription factor activity, RNA polymerase II-specific
Source: RefSeq, a predicted model, not a curated record